This is a messenger RNA of Hevea brasiliensis (rubber tree), 633 nucleotides long. RefSeq names its product protein DETOXIFICATION 24-like. Gene Ontology annotation, molecular function: xenobiotic transmembrane transporter activity; antiporter activity. Gene Ontology annotation, cellular component: membrane. The record is from RefSeq and is a predicted model, not a curated record. The transcript has 3 exons. Lineage: Eukaryota; Viridiplantae; Streptophyta; Magnoliopsida; Malpighiales; Euphorbiaceae. Gene Ontology annotation, biological process: transmembrane transport. Bases 1 to 633 code for a protein of 210 amino acids.
AUGUUAACAAAGAUUACUCAAUUUGGAAUGCUUGUGGUAACACAGGCUUUUAUUGGACACACUGGAAAACUAGAACUUGCAGCUUAUUCAAUCAUGCAAAUCAUCGUUGUGCGAUUAGGACAAGGAACUCUGACAGGGAUGUCAAAGUGCAACAGAGACUGUGGGCAAGCAUUUCAAGCAAAGCAAUGCCACAUGAUGGCAACAGUCCUGCUUCUUGUGUUUAUCUUCUCGUCACGAAUCUUCAAGCUACUAGGACAGAAAGAAGAUAAAGCUAACAAAGCUGGGGAGAUGUCGCUAUGGUUCAUUCCAUAUCUAUAUUUUUUGGCAUUUAACCAGGCCAUCAGUAAGUUCUCACUAACUCAGCUAAAAAACAUGAUUGCUGGGUGGCUUUCUGCUAUUUCAUUUGCGCUUCAUUUCCUACUGUCAUGGAUCUUUGUGGUUAAACUAAACCUGGGGAUUCAUGGUGCAAUGUGUUCGAUUAUUGUAUUGAGUUGGUUAAUUGUGAUUGGAGACUUAGUGUAUGUACUUGGUAGCUGUUGCCCUGAAACAUGGAAAGGUUUCAAUGUUGCUGUCUUCUCUGAUUUAUUAUCCAUGUUAAAGCCUUCAUUAUCCUCAGGUGUGAUGCUUUGGUGA